UGAGACAGAGGACAGGAGGGAGCAGGAUGGGUCCAGAUUCAAACAUACAGAACACAGGGAGGUGAUGCUGCCUGAGACAGAGGACAGGAGGGAGCAGGAUGGGUCCAGAUUCAAACAUACAGAACACAGGGAGGUGAUGCUGCCUGAGACAGAGGACAGGAGGGAGCAGGAUGGGUCCAGAUUCAAACAUACAGAACACAGGGAGGUGAUGCUGCCUGAGACAGAGGACAGGAGGGAGCAGGAUGGGUCCAGAUUCAAACAUACAGAACACAGGGAGGUGAUGCUGCCUGAGACAGAGGACAGGAGGGAGCAGGAUGGGUCCAGAUUCAAACAUACAGAACACAGGGAGGUGAUGCUGCCUGAGACAGAGGACAGGAGGGAGCAGGAUGGGUCCAGAUUCAAACAUACAGAACACAGGGAGGUGAUGCUGCCUGAGACAGAGGACAGGAGGGAGCAGGAUGGGUCCAGAUUCAAACAUACAGAACACAGGGAGGUGAUGCUGCCUGAGACAGAGGACAGGAGGGAGCAGGAUGGGUCCAGAUUCAAACAUACAGAACACAGGGAGGUGAUGCUGCCUGAGACAGAGGACAGGAGGGAGCAGGAUGGGUCCAGAUUCAAACAUACAGAACACAGGGAGGUGAUGCUGCCUGAGACAGAGGACAGGAGGGAGCAGGAUGGGUCCAGAUUCAAACAUACAGAACACAGGGAGGUGAUGCUGCCUGAGACAGAGGACAGGAGGGAGCAGGAUGGGUCCAGAUUCAAACAUACAGAACACAGGGAGGUGAUGCUGCCUGAGACAGAGGACAGGAGGGAGCAGGAUGGGUCCAGAUUCAAACAUACAGAACACAGGGAGGUGAUGCUGCCUGAGACAGAGGACAGGAGGGAGCAGGAUGGGUCCAGAUUCAAACAUACAGAACACAGGGAGGUGAUGCUGCCUGAGACAGAGGACAGGAGGGAGCAGGAUGGGUCCAGAUUCAAACAUACAGAACACAGGGAGGUGAUGCUGCCUGAGACAGAGGACAGGAGGGAGCAGGAUGGGUCCAGAUUCAAACAUACAGAACACAGGGAGGUGAUGCUGCCUGAGACAGAGGACAGGAGGGAGCAGGAUGGGUCCAGAUUCAAACAUACAGAACACAGGGAGGUGAUGCUGCCUGAGACAGAGGACAGGAGGGAGCAGGAUGGGUCCAGAUUCAAACAUACAGAACACAGGGAGGUGAUGCUGCCUGAGACAGAGGACAGGAGGGAGCAGGAUGGGUCCAGAUUCAAACAUACAGAACACAGGGAGGUGAUGCUGCCUGAGACAGAGGACAGGAGGGAGCAGGAUGGGUCCAGAUUCAAACAUACAGAACACAGGGAGGUGAUGCUGCCUGAGACAGAGGACAGGAGGGAGCAGGAUGGGUCCAGAUUCAAACAUACAGAACACAGGGAGGUGAUGCUGCCUGAGACAGAGGACAGGAGGGAGCAGGAUGGGUCCAGAUUCAAACAUACAGAACACAGGGAGGUGAUGCUGCCUGAGACAGAGGACAGGAGGGAGCAGGAUGGGUCCAGAUUCAAACAUACAGAACACAGGGAGGUGAUGCUGCCUGAGACAGAGGACAGGAGGGAGCAGGAUGGGUCCAGAUUCAAACAUACAGAACACAGGGAGGUGAUGCUGCCUGAGACAGAGGACAGGAGGGAGCAGGAUGGGUCCAGAUUCAAACAUACAGAACACAGGGAGGUGAUGCUGCCUGAGACAGAGGACAGGAGGGAGCAGGAUGGGUCCAGAUUCAAACAUACAGAACACAGGGAGGUGAUGCUGCCUGAGACAGAGGACAGGAGGGAGCAGGAUGGGUCCAGAUUCAAACAUACCGAACAGUACACUGUAGUACACUUCCCAGAAGGGUACAGUGUAUAG
Molecule: messenger RNA, 1894 nt
Organism: Oncorhynchus keta (chum salmon)
Lineage: Eukaryota; Metazoa; Chordata; Actinopteri; Salmoniformes; Salmonidae
Product: sarcoplasmic reticulum histidine-rich calcium-binding protein-like
Exons: 2
Coding region: 65-1894 (609 amino acids)
Source: RefSeq, a predicted model, not a curated record